UGUUAGAUUGCAUGAAUCACUUCAUUUAGUCAUUGAUGCAGUAACCCGAAACCGAAGCAACGCGUUGAAUACGCGGGUAUUUGCGCAGUUGUGUGAAGAAAAUGACGAACACUUUCAUCAAUUACUCCUUCACACUGAAGUACGCUGACUGUCGAAAGGCUUAUGUUUGACAAGAUUUUUUGCACUUUUUGAGACUAUUUUAGAAUUUCUGGAUACUAAAGAUAAAAUUUUAAAAGAAAAUUUAAUGAAGAGGAAAACAGACAUCGCCUAUUUAACAGAUUUGUUUACAGAAUUUAAUAUGGUUAAUUUGCAAUUACAAGGCGACAGUUUAUUUUUGAUUAAAAAAAAUUCCAUCUCUUAUCAGCGUUUCUUGCCAGAGUUAAACUAAUGAAGCAAAAUAUUGGACGGGGCGAAUUUUCUCAGUUCCCCAAUUUGUCACAGACAAGCGGCCAGGAAGACGACGUUUCAACAUACAUUCAACAUUUAAAUGCCCUCUAUUCAGAUUUUGAAUCUAGGUUUGAGGAUAUUUUGGCUAUGGUAAUACCACCGUGGAUAAUUAAUCCAUAUGGUGACAUAGAAGAAACGAAUGUGAUAAUACCAGAGCAACUGACUGUACAAACGAAGAACUCAAGGUUCAGUUUAAAAACGGAUAUCAGCAAUUCUGGCUGCAAAACAACAUACCCGUUACUUAUCCCGUAUUAUGGAAUAUAG
This is a messenger RNA of Acanthoscelides obtectus, 711 nucleotides long. NCBI's taxonomy places the organism in Eukaryota, Metazoa, Arthropoda, Insecta, Coleoptera, Chrysomelidae. The record is from the annotation of a GenBank genome assembly.